CACCCUAGGUAAUUUAAGGCUUUGCAUGGAGUGAGAAGCUAUAAAAGGGUUAGAAGGUGAUCUUUUAGCUUUAUUGAUAAGAAAAAAAGGUGAAAAGGGAUAAGCUAGAGGAGACGAAGUUGUUUAUGUUCAUUUUUGUGGUGAAAAAGAUGGAUUGGUUCAUUAUAGGUUGUUCUUGUAUUUUGAUGGGAAUUAUUGCCUUUUGGCUUUACUUUUGGAAUAAGAAUAAGAAGGAAAAGAAGAGAGAGGAAAAUACGCCUAGAAUUCCUAAAGGGAAUUUGGGUUGGCCUCUUGUAGGAGAAACCAUUGACUUCAUUGCUUGUGGCUACACAUCUCAGCCUGUGAGCUUCAUGGAAAAACGCAGAUCUCUGUAUGGAAAGGUGUUCAAAACGAAUAUAUUAGGGACUCCCAUAAUUGUAUCUACAGAUGCGGACGUGAACAAGGUUGUGCUACAAAACCACGGCAACAUAUUCGUCCCCGCUUACCCAAAAUCCAUCACAGAGUUACUCGGCGAACAUUCUAUUCUCCAAACCAAUGGAAGCUUCCACAAAAGAGUUCAUGCUCUCAUUGGAAGCUUCCUAAGAACCCCACACUUCAAAGCCCGAAUCACCUCAGAUAUUGAGAACUCAGUCAAGCUUUCCUUGGCUCGUUGGAAAUGGAAUCACAUGCAGCUUGUUUACGUCCAAGACGAAGCCCAAAAGAUUGCAUUUGAAGUGCUGACUAAAGUGUUGAUGAGCGUUGAUCCCGGUGAAUAUUUGAACUCUCUAAAAACAGAUUUUGAAGAAUUCAUUAAAGGGUUAAUCUGCUUACCGAUUAAGCUUCCCGGAACUAGACUAUAUAAAUCUCUCAAGGCUAAGGAGAGGCUGUUGAAGAUUGUGGGAAGAAUAGUGGAGGAGAGAAAAUGGGGCAUGGAGAAUAAUAGUGGUAAUAGUAAUAAAGGCCCACCGAAUGAUGUGGUGGACGUGCUACUACAGGAAAGCAGCGACUCAAAGGAGACGCGACGAAUGCCGUUGGAUUUCAUCACCGGGAAUAUCAUCGAGAUGAUGAUCCCUGGAGAGGAGACAGUGCCAACGGCCAUGACCCUGGCUGUCAAAUACCUCAGUGACAACCCUGUCGUUCUACAAAAAUUAAGAGAGGAAAACAUGGAAUUGAAGAAGCAGAAGGUCAUUGGUUCCUCCACUAAUUGUACGUGGACUGACUACAUGUCCUUGCCAUUUACUCAGAAUGUGAUAAGUGAGACACUUAGAAUGGCAAAUAUCAUCAAUGGGGUUUGGAGAAAAGCUCUUAAAGAUGUAGAAAUCAAAGGUUAUUUGAUACCAAAAGAUUGGUGCGUUUUGGCAUCUUUUAUUUCUGUUCACAUGGCUGAAGAGAACUAUGAGAACCCAUAUGAGUUUGACCCAUGGAGAUGGGAGAAGACAGAAUUAGCUACUGUCUAUAGCAAUAGCUUUACACCAUUUGGUGGUGGACAACGGCUGUGCCCGGGGUUAGAGCUUUCUAGACUUGAAUUAGCAAUUUUCCUUCAUCAUCUUGUCACUAAUUAUAGAUGGAUUGCCGAGAAGGAUGAGAUUGUUCACUUUCCAACUGUCAAGAUGAAGAGGAAGCUGCCCAUUACAGUCACAUCAAUAAGCACUUGAAAAGUCAUUCAGUUGACCCAUCAUCCAAAACGUGUACAGCAUCAUGAUUAUCCUCAUUAUAUAAUUUUUGGUGGCGUUGCCCUGUAUAUAUACAUAGAUACAUACAUAUAUAUAUAUAUA
This is a messenger RNA of Morus notabilis, 1754 nucleotides long. RefSeq names its product 3-epi-6-deoxocathasterone 23-monooxygenase. Gene Ontology annotation, molecular function: iron ion binding; oxidoreductase activity, acting on paired donors, with incorporation or reduction of molecular oxygen, NAD(P)H as one donor, and incorporation of one atom of oxygen; heme binding. Gene Ontology annotation, biological process: sterol metabolic process; brassinosteroid homeostasis; brassinosteroid biosynthetic process. The record is from RefSeq and is a predicted model, not a curated record. The transcript is spliced from 9 exons. Lineage: Eukaryota; Viridiplantae; Streptophyta; Magnoliopsida; Rosales; Moraceae. Bases 126 to 1634 code for a protein of 502 amino acids.